Molecule: messenger RNA, 897 nt
Organism: Anisakis simplex (herring worm)
Lineage: Eukaryota; Metazoa; Nematoda; Chromadorea; Rhabditida; Anisakidae
Source: the annotation of a GenBank genome assembly
AUGUCGCAAGCGAAUGCAUCGAUUCGUGCCCAGCGAAUAUUGCUUAACUUAUCGCUGAUCUCUUGCUUUGGAUUAGCUCAAGAGAAUGUGUUCAAUGGCGGCGCAUUAGAAGACUAUCUGAGAUGCGCAUCUGUUGAGUGGAGUACUGCUUAUGAGCGAUGUGGACACCCCUUACAAAUACCGAAUUCAGUGCUACACCCUCUCAACUUCGGGCAGACGAUACAAGCUAUCCCUGCAGCAUUGCCAACUGAUGCACUCAACAUUUUACAAAAGCGUCAUCAUGGCUUCAAGUAUCGGACAUUUCAGGGUUCGAUUCAACCUUCAGAAGCCAAAUUGAAUGCAUCGUUCUACAUCGAAUCUCGGUGCCCGGAUACAACCAGAUUCAUUCGAUAUCAACUUGGACCAGCAUGGGAGAAGUUGGGAUCAUCGAAUCACAUCACAUGGAACAUAAUUGUAUUCGGUAAAGCAAAAUGCACGCCAAAAGGCGACCAUGAUUUCAGCUGCAUUUGCCAGCAUGGAACCACCGAAUGCGAGUUGAAUCAACUGAUGAAUUGCGUAAUUAAGCGGCUGCAUGAUAUCAAUCUAUAUUUCCCGGUGAUAUAUUGCAUACAGAAUAGGCGCAAUCUUAAGGAUGCCCAGCAGCACUGCAUUGAAGGACAACUUGAAUCGGCAGCCAGCAUAAUGGCUUGUGCGAGCGGAGCAGAAGGACGCGGGCUACUGGCUGAUGCCGGAGCACAAACAAGUCAAUUACAACCACCACUGAACUUCGUGCCAUGGAUCACAAUCAAUGGCUUUCGAUCUGUGAACUCCGUUUACAAUCUGUUCCAGGAACUUUGCAACCAACUUAUACCGCAACCUGACGUGUGCUUGAGACAAAACUUCUUUCAGUGGGGCUGA